Molecule: messenger RNA, 279 nt
Organism: Clonostachys solani
Lineage: Eukaryota; Fungi; Ascomycota; Sordariomycetes; Hypocreales; Bionectriaceae
Source: the annotation of a GenBank genome assembly
AUGAAGCCUUGGGAUUUCUACUGGGCGCUGACCGAUGCAUCUCGGUGGCGGGCUGCCUGGAUUCGCAAAGUUCUCACCAUGAUCACGCUUCGGGCGGCUGUAGACGCAAGGACCAGCACUGGUGCAGGUUCCACAAUACGAGGCAUCCUUGAGAGCCAGGGUUCAGACUCGUGGCAGAGGGGCUCGCCCGUCGACAACAGCAUAGGCACGCCGCCUAAUGAGGCUAAAAUCACGGGCCUAACCGCCAUGCAUGGCAACGAGGUCACACACCGGGGCUGA